AUGACCGCCUCGUCUCGUCCUGCCGCCAUCGACGCCGGCUUUGCUCCACCACUGCCACCGCCGCCGCCGCCCCAGAUCGCAUCGAAUCAGACCUCUCAAGUGCUGACCACUGUCCUCUCUGCAUUGCAUCCCCCAGAAAGAGUCUCUUCACCGACCCUUUCUUCUUCCCAUUCUUUCCUUCUUCACCUCAUCUUCUUUCUUUACCCUUCUUUUCUUCAAGGGAACCUCACGGCUACGAUGUCUUCCACCGAGUCUCCCGCUGCUGCCCCCGCCGAGGCCGUCCCCGCCUCCAACCCCGCUCCCGCCACCGAGCAGCCGGCUGCCGGCAACGGCGAGCAGGCCAACCGCAACGCCGAUGCCGCCGCCAACAACACCUCGCUCUACGUCGGCGAGCUCGACCCCUCGGUCACCGAGGCCAUGCUCUUCGAGAUCUUCAACAUGAUCGGUCCCGUCGCCAGCAUCCGCGUCUGCCGUGACGCCGUGACGCGUCGCUCGCUCGGCUACGCCUACGUCAACUUCCUCAACGCCGCCGACGGCGAGCGCGCCAUGGAGCAGCUCAACUACUCGCUCAUCCGCAACCGCCCCUGCCGCAUCAUGUGGUCCCAGCGCGACCCCGCCCUCCGACGCACCGGCCAGGGCAACAUCUUCAUCAAGAACCUCGACGCCGGCAUCGACAACAAGGCGCUCCACGACACCUUCGCCGCCUUCGGCAACAUCCUCUCCUGCAAGGUCGCCACCAGCGAGUCCGGCUCGCUCGGCUACGGUUUCGUCCACUACGAGACCGCCGAGGCCGCCGACGCCGCCAUCAAGCACGUCAACGGCAUGCUGCUCAACGACAAGAAGGUCUACGUCGGCCACCACAUCCCGCGCAAGGAGCGCCAGGCCAAGAUCGAGGAGUCGCGCGCGCGCUUCACCAACGUCUACUGCAAGAACGUCGACGCCGACGUCACCGACGACGAGUUCGAGAAGCUCUUCACCAAGUACGGCAAGAUCACCUCCUGCGUCCUCCAGCGCGACGACGACGGCAAGUCCAAGGGCUUCGGCUUUGUCAACUUUGAGAACCACGACGAGGCUCAGACCGCCGUCGACGAGCUGCACGACUCGGACUUCAAGGGCCAGAAGCUGUUUGUCGCGCGUGCCCAGAAGAAGAGCGAGCGCGAGGAGGAGCUGCGCCGCUCGUACGAGGCCGCCAAGAACGAGAAGCUCGCCAAGUUCCAGGGCGUCAACCUGUACCUCAAGAACAUCCCCGAGUCGUACGACGACGAGCGUCUGCGCGACGAGUUCGCCCCCUUCGGCGCCAUCACCUCGUGCAAGAUCAUGCGCGCCCCCUCGGGCGUCUCGCGCGGCUUUGGCUUUGUGUGCUACUCGGCGCCCGAGGAGGCCAACAAGGCCGUCUCGGAGAUGAACGGCAAGAUGCUCGACAACCGCCCGCUCUACGUUGCGCUCGCCCAGCGCAAGGACGUGCGUCGCCAGCAGCUCGAGGCGCAGAUCAUGCAGCGCAACCAGCUGCGUUUGCAGCAGCAGGCCGCUGCCCAGGGCAUGGGCUAUCCCGGCCCUGGCAUGUACUACCCGCAGCCCGGCGCGUUCCCCGGCCAGCCUGGCGGCAUGGUUCCCCGCCCGCGCUACGCGCCGGCCGGCAUGAUGCCCCAGGGCAUGCCCAUGGCUCCCUACGGCCAGCCCGGCCAGUUCCCCGCCGGCAUGAUGCCCCAGGGCUACCGCCCUGCCCGCCCGCCUCGCGGUGCGCCCAACGCUGCCGGUGGUCCCGCUUCCCCCGCCGGUGCUCGUCCCCCCGCUGGCGUCAACGGUGCUCCUCGCCCCGCUGGCCAGCCUGUCCCUGGCCAGCCCAUGCCCCGUGGCCCCGGUGCGCGCCCCGCCGGUCGCGCUCAGGGCGACGAGGCUCCCGGUGCUCUGACCGCCGCUGCGCUCGCCAAGGCGAGCCCCGACGAGCAGAAGCAGAUGCUGGGCGAAGCCAUCUACCCCAAGGUGGCGGCUAGCCAGCCCGAGCUCGCGGGUAAGCUGACCGGAAUGAUCCUCGAGCUGCCCGUGACGGAGCUGCUGCACCUGCUCGAGGAGAGCGAGGCGCUCGACGCCAAGGUGAGCGAGGCACUCGAGGUGCUCAAGGAGUACCAGCAGAACGAGCCCGCUGCCCCCGAGGCCGAGGCUGAGACGCCUGCCACCGAAGCCUAA
Moesziomyces antarcticus is the source of this 2187-nucleotide messenger RNA. Its product is annotated as polyadenylate binding protein. Gene Ontology annotation, molecular function: RNA binding. NCBI's taxonomy places the organism in Eukaryota, Fungi, Basidiomycota, Ustilaginomycetes, Ustilaginales, Ustilaginaceae. The transcript has a single exon. Bases 1 to 2187 code for a protein of 728 amino acids. Gene Ontology annotation, cellular component: ribonucleoprotein complex. The record is from RefSeq and is a predicted model, not a curated record.